AUGGAUGGCAAUGCAGGUUAUAAUCAGAUCAUGGUGGCAGAAGAAGACAUCCACAAGACAGCCUUCAUGUGUCCAGGAAAUAUAGGUGCUUUUGAGUACACUGUAAUGCCUUUUAGCUUAAGAAAUGCAAGAGAUACUUAUGAAAGGGCAAUGAAUUUUGUCUUCCAUGAUAUGAUAGGGCAUUCUUUGGAAGUGUAUAUCGAUGAUGUGGUGAUUAAAUCCCCAGAGGAGGGAAACCACAUAUCAAAUCUAAGGAAGGCAUUCCUAAGAAUGAGGCAACAUAAACUAAAGAUGAACCCAAAGAAGUGUGUUUUUGGAGUUCAAGCAGGAAAUUUCCUAGGAUUCUUGGAACAGAACUUCAAGUGGGAAGAACAGCACCAACAAGCUUUUGAGGAAAUCAAACAUUACCUCUCAAAUCCACCAGUUCUAGCCCCACCAAAGAGAGGCAGACCACUCGAGCUCUAUGUAUCUGCAUCAGAGGUAUCCAUUAGAAGUCUGUUAGUUCAAGAUAACAAAGAAGGGAAAGAGCAAGCAGUCUACUAUCUGAGCAGAACUCUGACAGAAGUAGAAAGAAAAUAUUCUCCAAUUGAAAGACUUCGCCUAGCCUUGUACUUCACAGCUGUGAAGCUCAGACAUUACAUGCUGCCAUACACCAUCUUCGCCUAG
Messenger RNA from Prunus armeniaca (apricot), 666 nucleotides. The record is from the annotation of a GenBank genome assembly. NCBI's taxonomy places the organism in Eukaryota, Viridiplantae, Streptophyta, Magnoliopsida, Rosales, Rosaceae.